CCUCCUUUCCCAGUCCUGUCCUUUCCCAGUCUCCAGUCCCCAUUUCUGGGGUUCAGGCACCCUUUUCCCAGUCUCCAGUCCCUUUUUCUGGGGUUCAGGCACCCUUUUCCCAGUCUCCAGUCCGCUCUGAUGGCCCCCCAUGGCUCCCCAGGUCCGAUGGAUGAUGUACUGGAUCGUCUUCGCUCUCUUCAUGGCCACGGAGACCUUCACUGACCUCCUCAUUUCCUGGUUCCCCUUCUACUACGAGGUGAAGAUGGCCUUUGUCAUCUGGCUGCUGUCCCCGUACACGCGGGGGGCCAGCCUGCUCUACCGCCGCUUCGUGCACCCCACGCUGGCCCGCAGGGAGAAGGACAUCGAUGCGUUCCUGGUCCAGGCACGUGAGCGUGGCUACGAGACCAUGGUGCGCUUUGGCAAGAGGGGCCUCAACCUGGCGGCCACCGCCGCUGUCCAGGCGGCCACCAAGAGCCAGGGCGCGCUGGCCGGGCGGCUCCGCAGCUUCAGCAUGCAGGACCUGCACUCGCUGCCCGAGCAGGUCCCCGUGCACUUCCAGGACCCGCUGUACCUGGAGGAGCAGGAGAGCCUCCAGCAGCCCCGGGCCUACGGCACCGGCCGCCGCUAUGAGAGCGACACGGACGAUGAGGAAAUGUGGUCGGACUCACAGUUGUCCCCCCCAGCACCGCCACGCCGGGAUCCCAAACCCCUGUCCCGCAGCCAGAGCCUGCGAUCCCUGAGGAAGAACCCUGGAAAGGAGGGCUCCUCCCGGCUCCUGCGCAGCCGAGCCAAGAGAAAAGCGGCCCCGUCGGAGCAGGACAGCUAAAAUCCCGGGAAACCUCUGCCAGGAGGCUGGAGAGGAAUUUGCUGCUGCAUCAGGAGGGAGCUGUGGCUCCUGUGUCCCUGGGGAUCCUCACUCUGUAAAUCCCUUCUGUGACCUCUGUGGUGCCUCGAGGAGGGGGGAGCAGCUCAUCCCCCCUCCCCAGACCCCCCAGCUCGGCGCCGGCGCCUCUCAGGUGGGGUCUGGCCCCUCCUUUUCCCUCAUCCUGUGAACACUACACGCUCCCCCCUUCUCCUGCUGCCAUGGUGCCUUAUUCCCAACAUUCCCGUUGCCCUGGGAGCCAGGAGUGGAUGUGCUUUGUCCCUCUGAAGCCAAAGGCAUGACUCAGACACAGACUGACACCCGGAGCGCCGGGCAGCACACGGCUUUUAACAUUCCCCUCUCCCAAAAAGGGGGUUUUGUACAUGGAGAAAUAAAGGUUGUUUCAGACUUUGGUGCUGUCCCCUUCCA
Cyanistes caeruleus (blue tit) is the source of this 1282-nucleotide messenger RNA. The record is from RefSeq and is a predicted model, not a curated record. Lineage: Eukaryota; Metazoa; Chordata; Aves; Passeriformes; Paridae.